AUGACUACAGACACUCAUAGUUUGGAUCUUGAUUCUGGCCUGUCAUCUACAAGACAGUCCAACACCUUCAAUCAGAAAUCUGAGCAAGAUUCUACACACGGCUCUCAUGAUGAGAACGAACCAAAAGUUUUUGCCGGCCAAGAUUUAGAAUAUCAGGGGGCAUUGGGCGAUGAGGCUUCCGAAUAUCAGUCCAUGGCAGACGACACCGUCUCUCGUACCAUGAGUAGAAGACUUCUCGGCGCAGAAGAACUUUACAAGGAAGCAAGUCAUCUGUCGCUGCCACUACCUACUAUGGGAGGUGGAAAGCCAUAUCCUCCAAUGCUUCCGGACAGAGACCCAUACGCCGUCAGCUUUGACGGGCCAGAUGACCUCUCUUUUCCUCAUAACUGGAGCUUGACCAAGAAGAUCAUCACAUGUUUUGCUGUGGGCCUUUCUGCCUUCACUGUGUCCGUAGGAUCUGCCAUUUUUGCAGAAGGUUCUGAGGAGAUCAUGGCCACCUAUCAUGUGGGAUCAGUUGUGGCUACUUUGGGUACUUCAUUGUACGUUUUUGGAUUUGCAUCGGGUCCUGUCAUCUGGGGUCCACUUUCUGAAUUGUACGGUCGUAAAUUCGUGCUUGUUCCUUCCAUCUUUGGUUUCAUCUGCUUCACCAUGGCUGUGGGUGCCGCUCAGGACAUUCAAACCAUCAUGAUCUGUCGUUUUUUCGCAGGUUUCGUUGGUGCCGCUCCCCUUGUGGUGGCUCCUGCUUCCAUGGCCGAUAUCUUCAAUGCUGUGUCCAGAGGUAAGGCUAUGACAAACUUUGCGAUGGUGUUAUUCGGUGGUCCAAUGUUGGCUCCUAUUCUUGGAGGUUUCAUUGUCAAGAACCCCGGAUUGGGAUGGAGAUACUGCUCUUACUUCAGUGGAAUCAUCGGUGUUCUUUCCUUGAUUGGAAUCGUAUUCUUUAUGGAUGAAACUCACCAUGGUUUGAUUUUGGUCAGAAAGGCUGAACUCUUGAGAAGAAGAACAAACAACUGGGGCAUCCAUGCUCCUCACGAAACUGUCAGUUUGUCGUUGAAAGAGAUUUGUGAGAAGAACAUCACCAGGCCUUUGGUCAUGUUGUUUACCGAGCCUAUCUUGUUCUUGAUCACCCUUUACAAUGCCUUCAUCUACGGUUUGUUAUACUUGUUUUUGACUGCUGUUCCAAUGAUCUUCAUUGGUGAAUAUGGUUUCACGCAAGGUGUUGGCCAAUUGCCUUAUAUUUCUAUGCUUAUUGGUGUUUUCCUCGGUGGCUUUUUGUCCCUUUUCUUGGACAAGAAAUACGCCAGAACCAUCAAAGAAAACGGCGGAAAGAUUAUCCCAGAAGCCAGAUUACCUCCGAUGAUGAUUGGUGGUGUAAUCUUUGCAAUUGGUUUGUUCUGGUUGGGUUGGUCAGGAAGUUACCCUAACAAGGUUCACUGGAUUGUCCCAACUAUUGGUGCCGCGCCAGUCGGAAUGGGACUUAUUCUUAUCUUCCUUCCAUGUUUGAACUACAUCAUUGACUGCUAUUUGUUGUUUGCUGCUUCUGCCUUGGCUGGUAAUGCAUUCUUGAGAUCUGCAUUCGGUGCAGCUUUCCCCCUUUUCGCUCGUCAAAUGUUCACAAACAUGAAGAUCAAAUGGGCAGCCACGUUGUUGGGCUGUGUUUCUGUUUUAUUGGUUCCAGUUCCAUUCUUGUUCUACAAAUAUGGUAAGACUAUCAGAAGAAAGUCCAAGUACGCCUUCGACUUGAGCUAA
Messenger RNA from Sungouiella intermedia, 1746 nucleotides. Lineage: Eukaryota; Fungi; Ascomycota; Pichiomycetes; Serinales; Metschnikowiaceae. The record is from the annotation of a GenBank genome assembly.